Sceloporus undulatus (fence lizard) is the source of this 914-nucleotide messenger RNA. Its product is annotated as GSK-3-binding protein-like. The record is from RefSeq and is a predicted model, not a curated record. Gene Ontology annotation, cellular component: cytoplasm. NCBI's taxonomy places the organism in Eukaryota, Metazoa, Chordata, Lepidosauria, Squamata, Phrynosomatidae.
GCGAGGGGAGCGGAAGGAGGAGGAGCUCCUCCUUUUGCCGGCUGCUGUGUGUUUGUGUUUGUGAAGCGAGGCAGGGACGGCGCUGGAAGGCGGGGCCCGGCUGCGAUGCCUUGCCGGCGGCUGGGCGAGGAGCGGCGGCUGCUGCUGCUGGAGCGCGCCGCGGUCUCCUUACAAGCCGGGGGCGGCUCCUCUUCCUCCUCCUCCUCCUCCUCCUCCUCGGUCGUCGGAGCUGGAGAGGUGGACGCCUUGGUGACCAGACUGGGCGAAGUGCUGCAGCUGAACGCCCAGAACCGGAGCCCGGCGGCGGCUGCGGCGGCGGCCUCGGACCCUCGCCUCCUUUUGGGCCCGAAGCAGCGCAGCCGAGACCGGGCGGCGCCUUACGCUUCCCCGAGAGGCCUGGCCUUCCUCGCCUCCCUCCAGCAGAAGAGCGAGAGCCCUCGGGGGGGCCAAGCAGCUCUGCGGCCGGGGCUGGAUGCGCCGUCGGAAGCACCUCCACCAGCCCCGCCUCCGCUACCCUUUGCUCCCCGGCGACGAGACGAGGACGACCCUCACCGGCUCCUCCAGCAGCUCAUCCUCUCCGGGAACCUCAUCAAGGAAGCCGUGCGGAGGCUGCAGCUGGCGGCGGCGGAGGCCAGGAGCAGCCCCCCGACGGCCUCCUCCUCUUCCUCCUCCUCGUCGGCCUCUUCCGCCGGGAGCUGCGGCUGCCACAGCAGCAGCGGAGAAGGGGACGCGGCUGCCCUCCCGGUCUCGGCCUUGCGAGCCCUGCCCUGACGUCGCCUGCUCCCUCCAGGGACCUUCCGAGGAGCACCCGGCUUCCCUCCUUCCCUUCUGAGACCCCGCGGGCCUUUCAAGGGGGGCCCCCUCCAGAGACCCUUCCAGGAGGACCUAGCCUUCCCUUCCUCUCCCUUUGCUCC